AGCUCACCAUGUGUUGUAUGUCAGGUCUGAUCUCUUUGAUUUACAUAUGUGACUGGCUGUGGAAGGUUUUUGUCACCAAUAGUCCAUUUGAAGGAGAAAUAACAAAAGAAGACAGGGGUUUAGUGGUGACAUAACAUCAUUUCCAUACUGUAAUCGGAGGGCGUAGAAAAGGCGAAAGCAUCAUGUUUUCUGGAAUUCAACACAUGCGGAUUUGGAGACUCCAAAUCAGCUUCGACUGCUUGGCGUGCGUCAUUGCGCAGCGGCGCGUCCAGCCCACGGUGGUUAACGGGAAUCUGCUGACAGAGCACAACCAGCUGUUUGUGCAGGCAUAUGUUUGCACGGAUCAGCAGGUGCUACCUUAGAAAAAAGAUACAAUAGGUGUAUGGAAGUGGAGGUUUCAGCAGCGGCGAAUUGAGGGAGAACUCUUUCAUCGAAGGACUCUAAUUUCCAGGAUGCGCUGACGGACGCGUGUGUGACAUGAUCGCGGCGAUAGAUCGGAUCAGAUAAAUUCGACCAGGCGUCUUCCCUCCUUUGCAGCCAUGGCUCACUCCGUGUCUGGAGGGACUGUGCUCACCAUCCUCCUCAUUAGCAGGUUGUUAGAGAACUCGCUGCUCAACGCAGAAGUGAAGGAAGGAGAGAUUCUGCCUCCUACCAUUCAGAGGCUGAUGAAAGGAUACAACAAGUAUCUCAGGCCUUUCUUUGACGAUGGUCCUGUGACGGUGGGAAUGAGUUUGGACAUCGCUAGCAUUGACACCAUUUCUGAGAUCAACAUGGACUACACGGCCACCAUAUUUCUCCGCCAGCGCUGGACGGAUGAGCGCCUGGUGUUCGAGGGCAACAAGAGCCUGAGCCUCGACGGGCGCCUGGUGGAGCUCCUCUGGGUGCCGGACACUUUUAUUGUUGACUCCAAAAAAUCCUUCCUGCAUGAUAUCACCGUGGAGAACAGACUGAUCCGCAUCUUCCCCAAUGGGACCGUCCUUUAUGCUCUGAGGAUCACCACUACUGUGGCGUGCAACAUGGAUCUGACGAAGUACCCAAUGGACAAGCAGACCUGCACGUUACAACUAGAGAGCUGUAAGGACUCUUCACUCUUUGUUAAGAAAACUUGAGCCAUGCUCCUUGAGGCAGGGGCAGAGAGUUGGUGGGUGGGUGUGAUUUCAAGUGAAUGUGAUCAAAACGAGGGAUCAAACGCAUCACUUUCUCUCAUCUUCUACAUCGCUUGCAAAAGCAAGUGCAGUCUUUGCCCAUGUGUGUGCAAAAAAAACAAAAAAAAAAACCACUGAUGUCACAGUGCAUCAGAAGCUGGGACAUUUUAGGUGAAAAUGGAAUAAUCUGUUGUGUUUGGCACUGGAACAGCCGA
Poecilia reticulata (guppy) is the source of this 1360-nucleotide messenger RNA. Lineage: Eukaryota; Metazoa; Chordata; Actinopteri; Cyprinodontiformes; Poeciliidae. The record is from RefSeq and is a predicted model, not a curated record.